Ectocarpus sp. CCAP 1310/34 is the source of this 3410-nucleotide messenger RNA. NCBI's taxonomy places the organism in Eukaryota, Phaeophyceae, Ectocarpales, Ectocarpaceae. The record is from the annotation of a GenBank genome assembly.
AUGUCGCAGAGUUUGUCGCAGGUCAGCAGCUUCAGGGUAGAGAGGCCCAGCGCGGGACUGCGCAAGCUCCUGGACGCGGUGCACAAGCAGAUCCGAGACGAGGAGAGGGAGCACAUGGCCGCCGUACAGGCGGAGAUAAACGGGAACCGCACGGGAGAGGUGUCGACAUUUGAGGCGCGCAAGGCCAAGCGGCACGCUCGCCAGGUAGCGCUUGCGAAGCUCCUCAAGGCGAAGCCCGCAGAGGAUGCCGACGAUCCCCGGGACGUUGAAGCCAUCGCACUCGCCAAUUCCAACAUGGGGGACUACAAGCUCAAGUCUUCUACCGAUUACGAAGUGCCGGAAGAGAUGCAGCUGAACGUAGUAAAAAAGCAACGAGAGAUGGUUCUCCUCGAGGACUCACUGCACACCAUGAGAUCGAGAUUCAACAGCCGCUUCCUGGCCCUAAGGACAAUCAAGCGGGAGAUUCUCUCGACCGUUUCGGCGGACAACAGGCGCCUGCGACAGAUCGAUGCCGAGCUGGGGGAGGGCGGGAAUGGUGGAGGCGACCUCUGGGAGCCAGCGUUGGACCCUUCAGAGUGGCCAGAAAUGCGAGACUACGUGUCCCCGCAAGAGCUGGACGCCUACGCAGCCCUGUGCAGGUCAGCCGCCGAGGCCAAUGAAGCGAGGGGGGGCAAGGCGAUCGGCGGCGCGAACCUGCCCCCUGCCCCCCGCAGAGAGAUAUUGAGCCUGAGUGAUUUGGCUGCGGCUGAGGAAGCGCGGACGGGAUUGCAACCGGCGACGUUUGGUUCCGGAGACAGCAAAGGCGUGACACAGGCCAUCACGACUACUUCUCCUGGCGAAGAUCCGGGAGCAACUACACAACCUUCGUCGGAGUCCGCCCUCACUGUCUCGCCCGGAGCAACCUCAGCAGAGGCAGCGCUGAGGAUGGUGAAAGACGUGGACGGCAUGAUCAACAAGCUCCCGGCUGCAAGGGGGUCGAAAGGCCGGACUGACGGGGAGCUGAGCGCGCUCGAGGAAGAGGAGCGCGCCGCGAGAGACAUGAUUCUGCGGCACGAAAGGCGAACUAUCCUGGAGGCCGCGGCGGAGAACGUUCUAGCCUUUGAUGAGGCCGUGUACGACCUGAGGAAAGAGAGGAUGCUCACAGCCGCGCACCUCAAGGCAGCAGAGCUCAAGUUGCUGGAGCUGGAACUAUUGAACCAGUUCGACACGAAGGAUAGGGCCCUGUCAACCAAGAUGGACAAGCAGCAGCACGACAAGAAGGAGGUCGUCGCGGCCACUGCGGUCUCCAAGGCCAAGCUCUCGGCGACACAGGCGGAAGCAGAGGCGGGCGCUGGGCUGGAGGCUGGGGUGUUGUCGGACUUUUUGGACCUGGUGCCCGAGACGAGUCAGUUUCACGAGGUUCUCAACAAGAUAUUCCGAAAGAAGAUCAAACGGACCAAGAAACGGCUGGCUGGGGAAAACGACGACGGCGACGACGAGAGCGACGAAGAAGAUUCCGACGAGGACGACUACGACGACUUCGACGACGACGAUGAGGAAGAGGUGGACGACAGCUGCCCUCCCGGCUGCGACAUGGCCCUCUACGAGAAGGUGCUAGAGCUACGGGAAAGUCGUCUGGAUCAUGAAGAAAACUUGGCUGAGCUGCAGAAGGCGACCGACGAGCACAAGCGAAACCUCGACCGCCAGAGGCAGAUCGACAAGGAUCUGAAGCAGACAGCCCUGGAGAUCAAGGCAGCACAGGCCGACAAGCAGGCGGAACUCAAUAAGCUAGACGUGGUUGUCUCUCUCAAGUUGAAUCAACUGUACUGCAUGGAUAACGCGAUCGAGGAACAGGCGGAGGGUGGGGAGGACGGUGACAAACCCAGGCGAAGAGGCAGCGUGUCUCGCCCGAAGCUUGUGGCCGACGUGGGAAUGGACUCGCACAUCCUCUUCACGAGGAUGGGCUUGGACAGGCUAAAGCGGCGCAUAUCAGAACUAGUUCAAGAAAACAAAGCGGAGAGGAACAACUUUAAGGAGUUGCACCGCGACCGAGGGCGGCUAGAGAAAGCGAGAGUGGUGAAGGAGGCGGAGAUGGAGGAGCAUCAGGCUAGGUGCAACGAGAUCCAGGUGCUCAAGUUCGGGCAGCUCAUCGACCUCGAGAUGGUGGACAAGGAAGAGGCGCGGCGACGGGUAGAAGCCAUUGAAGACCAACACGCCAUGGAGCUAGCGCGACUGGAAGAGAGAAAUCGUGAACUCAGGGGUCGCCUCUUAGAAGGCACCUACGAAAACACGAAGCUGCUCAGGGACGUGGCAGAUCUCAGCUCGAAACAAUUCACCCUCGAGAAGGAGCUAAACACGAGCGGGGGAGGUGCUGCCCUCGGAUCACGAGGGCCGACGCUCCGCAAGGAAAAAGAGGAGAGGGAUCGGCUGGCGGCCCUCGUCAAGCUCCAAGGCAGGGAACUCGACGCGAUCAAAGCCGAGAUCAAUCUACUCAGGCGCAAAGGAGGACACAUUUAUGCUCCAGUCCCGUUGCCGCCAAUUCAGCAACACCACGAGCAGCAGUUCUACCCGGCACCCGCUUCAGACAACCAAAUGGACGAUAUGUUGGCCAACCAAUCGCAAGCAACACCGAACGCUGUUUUCGAGAACGCCCACGGAGAAGACGGCACGAUUCUACGACACGAUGGAGGUGGUCAUCAGGAGCACCACCACCAACAACCACGGGAGGACUUUGGGAAUGGCCAACGUGUUGAGUCAGAAGCCGAAAAUUGAGGCGGUGAACUUCAUGUGUGGUACGGCUCUCGGAGACAUGCUCCAUAGAAACCCGGUGGAAGGUUGUUGCAUCUUCGGCCAUUAUCGUAAAUGUGCACAUCCUCUGACAUGAAGGUCUCGAGUCAGAAGGAGAGGUUGAAAGCAAAACAGAAGACCCCGCUGUGGUAUGAUUAAAUUGGGUAUCGGGCCUCUUCUGGCAGUCAAAUCUCGGUGCAAACCUGCGUGUUAAACCCAAGUCUGCAACUACACGAACAGUGCCGGUGGAGAAAUACAGCGGCUGAAGCACCACGGACAUGUGGACAUGCGGUAUACAAUAGCCAUUGGCCUAUUCUCACUACUCGCACGGUAGACAAUAAGAGAAACUCACAACUGCGCUUGACGCUGAAGUCACGCCGAGAACGGAGCAUACUUCCGUGUUGCCGUGUUGGCCCUGACAUGGAUCCGAAAUUACCAUCUCAACAGGCUUAGCUUAGUGCACAAAAACGGGGGGCUGGGGGGGGGGGAGGCCUCUCCUCUCGAAAGAAGAAAAAUGUAACCGCCGCCACAAGGUACUUUCGUAAACAUACAUCACAUUGGAUAUUACGUGUCUCAGGCUGUCCGAAGUAAACAGCGUAUACAAUGGUAGCGCCGCCGACAGCAUCACGGUACGUCACGAUGCC